Pocillopora verrucosa is the source of this 760-nucleotide messenger RNA. Its product is annotated as large ribosomal subunit protein uL1. Lineage: Eukaryota; Metazoa; Cnidaria; Anthozoa; Scleractinia; Pocilloporidae. Gene Ontology annotation, cellular component: cytosolic large ribosomal subunit. Gene Ontology annotation, biological process: maturation of LSU-rRNA; translation. Gene Ontology annotation, molecular function: RNA binding; structural constituent of ribosome. The record is from RefSeq and is a predicted model, not a curated record.
CUUCCUCUCUUUCUCUCUCUCUGCUCGCCAACUGUAAUAAAAUGAGUAAGCUCCACCGUGAUACACUUUAUGAGUGCUGUGGUGCUGUCCUCCAAGGAGCUAAGGACAAGAAAAGGAAGUUUGUUGAGACCGUUGAGCUCCAAAUCAGUUUAAAGAACUAUGAUCCUCAGAAGGACAAGCGUUUUAGUGGAACCGUGAAGCUUAAGAAUAUUCCUCGACCGAAGCUCAAGGUCUGUAUUCUUGGUGAUGCCUCACAUUGUGAUGAGGCCAAGGCAAAUGACAUCCCCUGUAUGGAUGCUGAAGCUUUGAAAAAGUUGAACAAGAACAAGAAACUUGUUAAAAAGCUGGCCAAAAAGUAUGAUGCUUUCCUGGCCUCUGACAGUCUCAUCAGACAGAUUCCUCGUAUCCUGGGACCUGGUUUGAACAAAGCUGGCAAGUUUCCCACAGCAUUGACCCACAAUGACAACAUGGUGCAAAAAGUAGAGGAAGUGCGCUCCACCAUCAAGUUUCAAAUGAAGAAGGUUCUCUGUCUUGCUGUGGCUAUUGGUCAUGUUGAGAUGUCUGAUGAGGAACUUGCAGCAAAUGUCUAUCUUGCAGUCAAUUUCUUGGUGUCUUUACUGAAGAAGAACUGGCAAAAUGUACGUGCACUCUAUAUCAAGAGCACCAUGGGAAAACCCCAGCGUCUUUAUUAGGCACUUGAGCAGUACAUGUACUUUCAGUUGUACUAUGAACAGUCAAUAAAAGUGCAUUGAUAUGUUAA